Enhydra lutris kenyoni (northern sea otter) is the source of this 1623-nucleotide messenger RNA. RefSeq names its product otoconin 90. The record is from RefSeq and is a predicted model, not a curated record. Gene Ontology annotation, cellular component: extracellular matrix. Gene Ontology annotation, molecular function: phospholipid binding; calcium ion binding. Gene Ontology annotation, biological process: lipid catabolic process; phospholipid metabolic process; arachidonate secretion. Lineage: Eukaryota; Metazoa; Chordata; Mammalia; Carnivora; Mustelidae.
AUGGAGCCCUGGCGGAAAAGCAUUUUGCUAGCAGGCUGCGCCACCAUGCGGUCGCCAAAUUUAUUCCUAGGUCAAGUGAUGGCAUGAAGGCUCCAAGUCAAACUGCUAAGGGAGGCCGACCCAGUCAAUGCCUUGGCUCCCAGCCUUUGCCCCCCCGCUAUGUUUGUGCUUCUCCUCCUAAGUACGCUGACAGCCCUGCAUGGUGGGGGCCACCCUUUGGACACCCCACACCUUCCAGGGGAGCUGCCUGCGGGACUCUCAAAAAAUAUCAAUAUCACAUCCUUCCCUGGGGUAUUUAAAAAUGUGGAAAGUGUGGCUGCCAUUUUUGACUGCCUGGGCUCCCACUCCACCUGGCUGCAGGCUGUCUUCACCAGCUUCCCUGUGCUGCUCCGGUUUGUGAGUGGCCUGAAGUGUGUGGCUGGUCUCUGCCCCCGGGACUUCGAGGACUAUGGCUGUGCCUGCAGGUUUGAGAUGGAGGGGCUGCCGGUGGACGAGUCUGACAGCUGCUGCUUCCAGCACCGCAGGUGCUAUGAAGAGGCCGCUGAGAUGGACUGUCUCCAAGACCCUGCCAAGCUCAGCACAGAUGUCAACUGCGUCAGCAAGACGAUCACAUGUGAGUCUGCGGAUCCUUGUGAGCACCUGCUGUGUGCCUGCAACAAGGCUGCCAUAGAAUGCUUGGCUCAGUCCCAGAUCAACUCUUCCCUGAACCAUCUGGACACUUCCUUCUGUGUGGCUCAGCCUCCAGAGACAACCAGCACAGAAGAGCUGACGACACCUCGGCCCAGAGUGGUUCCUGUGGAGCUCACAGACCCCAGUGCAAAGGCCCUUUCAGGAGAAGAAGUGGGCCAAGGCCAGGAAGGCACGGAAGCCACUAGGACCACAUCCCCUCCAGGAUCUGCAGAGAUUGCUGCCUCAACAAAAGGAGUAACCAUGGUCCCGGCUGGUUUGAAGUCUUUGGGCUUAGCUGCGUCAUCCACCAAAAGUGGCCUAGAGGAGACAACUGGAAAAGCCUGUGACAGGUUCACCUUCCUGCACCUGGGAAGUAGGGACAACACACGGGUGAUGCCUCAGCUUGGAGAGAUGCUCUUUUGUCUGACAUCCCGGUGCCCAGAAGAAUUUGAAUCUUAUGGGUGUUACUGUGGGCAAGAAGGACGAGGCGAGCCAAGGGAUACCCUGGACAGGUGCUGUUUUUCCCAUCACUGCUGCGUGGAGCAGGUGAGGCGGCUGGGCUGCCUGCUCGGGAGGCUUCCUCGGUCACCAGUGCUGUGCGUGGACGGUACAGCCACGUGUGUGGGGCAGAGCCUGUGUGCAAAACUGCUUUGUGCCUGUGACCAGACGGCGGCCGAAUGCAUGGCCUCUGCCUCCUUUAACCAAAGCCUGAAGUCAUUGGGCGCACAAGAGUGCCAGGGGCCCCAGCUGUCCUGCGAGGACGGCAUGCCUGGGGCGCCUGCGGCUUCCUCCCUUGGUUCCAGCUCUGAGGAGAACAGCGAGGAGGCCAUGCCCCGCACAGAGGGCCUGAGAAGAACCAGAAGAUUUCUGGGAAAAUCACUUGGUCCUGUGGGGUCCAGGCGACAAGGCCCCAGAGAGAUCCCUGGAGAAAGUAACAAGCGCCCCCCACAGUAG